This is a messenger RNA of Emiliania huxleyi CCMP1516, 1235 nucleotides long. RefSeq lists its product as hypothetical. Bases 1 to 1128 code for a protein of 375 amino acids. The transcript is spliced from 8 exons. NCBI's taxonomy places the organism in Eukaryota, Haptophyta, Isochrysidales, Noelaerhabdaceae. The record is from RefSeq and is a predicted model, not a curated record. Gene Ontology annotation, molecular function: oxidoreductase activity.
AUGCGCACUCUCGGUUCGUCCAACCUGGAGGUUACGGAAGCCUGUCUUGGGACGAUGACCUGGGGCGUGCAGAACUCCGAGGAGGAGGCGCAUGCUCAGCUGGACUACGCCGUCAAGGAGUGCGGCGUCAACUUCAUUGACACAGCGGAGCUGUACCCCGUCCCGCUCACGGCGCCAGAGUGGAGGGCAGGCAAGACGGAGGAGUUCAUCGGAAGCUGGCUCAGCGCGAAUCCAGAGUGGCGGGAAAAGAUCGUCCUCGCCUCCAAGGUGGCAGGCUUCAUGCCCAACUCACGCGUCGCCGCCGAGCGGACAGUGCCGCCGACGGACCCGCCGCCAGACUGCCGUCUCGACCGCAGCUCGGUGCGUGCGGCUUGCGAGGCCUCGCUCCGCCGCCUGCAGACCUCGUACGUAGACCUGUACCAGCUGCACUGGCCGGACCGGUACGUUCCGGCCUUUGGCGCGACGACGUACGACUUUGGGCGGGAGCGCGACAGUGUCGCGGCGCUGCUCGAAGAGGGCAAGAUCCGGGCGUACGGCUUGUCCAACGAGACGCCGUACGGCGAGAGUCGCCAGAGACACCUCGCUCGGAACUUUCUCCGAACCUUCCCGCAGGCGACCAUCCAGAACGCCUACUCGCUGCUCACGCGCGGCUUCGAGGAGGCCCUCGCCGAGGCGCGAGAUGCGUGCUCGCCGCGCCAUCACAACGUCGGGCUGCUGCCGUGGAGCGUGCUCUGCGGAGGGCUCCUCACCGGAAAGUACCGGCAGGGCGCGGCCGCCCCUGCCGGGAGCGGCGCGCGCUUCGUCGCCUUUGGCGAUUACAUGUCUCGCUGGCACCCCAGCCACGCGCGGCAAGAGACGCUGCAGGCGGCGGACGCGUACAGCGCGAUUGCAGAGGGGGCGGGGCUCACGCCGUCCCAGCUGGCGAUCCUCUGGUGCCGGACGCGGCCCUUCAUCGCGACGCACGGCGCCGUCAUCAUCUGCGCCGUCAUCAUCGGGGGCACGUCGCUCUCGCAGCUGGAGGAGAACCUCGCGGCGUUCGCGCUGCCGGCGGAGGCGCUCACCGAGGAGAUGGUCGGCGCGAUCAACGAGGUGCACAUGCGAUGCCGCGACCCGAGCAACAGCCUCUGAGCACAACGGCCCGGAUCGCGAUCCUCGCCCGGACGCCCGCGCGCAUUACGAGGCGGCACUCGUGACGCAUUUAGUUCUCCUAUUUUUAUCCUAUUUCCUAUAUGCUC